AAACAGUAACAGAAAAAAAUACUGUAAAAUCAAGAAUCUGAAGAAACAAAAACAAAUGAUCAGAAGAAGAAGAACAGAACGAGAGAAAGAAGAAGAAGGAGAGCUAUUGCUUCAUAUUUCUCUUUCCGUGUCUUCUACAAAUGGGUUUUCCUUACUUUCCUCUCUCUCUUCUCUUUAGUUUUCUGCAACUUUUGUUGAUUGUUAAUGGAAGAAAUCUAUCUGAGUCUUCUUCUACCCCGAUCAAUCAGGAUCUAUACCAUUCCAGUGAUGCUUUGGAGGAACAAAUCAGAGAUUUAGUGAGUCGUCACCCUAAUAAAUUGAGAAUAGAAACAAUUAAGACCCAGAAUCAGGGUUAUUUGGCAGAGAUAUCAGUAGUUACUUACAGCCACUCCAACAACGAAAUUGAUAACAAAUCGAAGUUCCGGAUACUUCUUAGUUUUGGACAGCAUGGAAGGGAACUUAUCACUACAGAACUCGCUUUACGCCUAUUGUCCAUCUUAAGUGAAGAGCAGCGGAUCCCAAACAGUGAUCCAGUUUUCUUAAACCGUACGCUUGAUAAUCUUGUGAUUAAGGUGGUACCUAUGGAGAAUUUGAACGGACGUAAACUUGUUGAAGCUGGGGAUCUUUGUGAGAGGAGAAAUGGAAGGGGAGUUGAUCUGAACCGAAAUUGGAGUGUAGACUGGGGUAAAAAGGAGAAGGACUACGAUCCAUAUGAAGAGAAUCCAGGAAGUGGUCCUUUUAGUGAGCCAGAGACCCAAAUAAUGCGAAAAAUCUCCCAAUCAUUUGAUCCACAUGUGUGGAUUAAUGUGCACUCUGGAAUGGAGGCUCUCUUCAUGCCAUACGAUCAUAGGAACACAACCCCGCACGGAUUGGCAUCCCAUGCUAUGAGGUCACUACUCGAAAACUUGAAUGACCUUCACUGCCAGGGGCGAUGCUUAGUUGGAUCUGGUGGCGGCUCUGUGGGGUAUCUUGCACAUGGGACUGCGACAGAUUACAUGUAUGAAGUUACCAAGGUGCCCAUGACGUUCACCUUUGAGAUCUAUGGAGACACAGAUGCCUCGUCGAAAGACUGCUUUAAAAUGUUCAAUCCCACUGAUACCAUAACCUUCAAUAGAGUCCUGAACGAUUGGUGUGGUGCAUUCUUCACGAUUUUCAAAACGGCCAAGUGGAGGUUGGAUGAAACUUACUCGAACGCAUCCAUUGAGAAUGUGGGGAAAUUAGAAUCUAUAAAUGAAUAUUUAGAAGGGUAUUUGAUGGAGAGAAGCAGUAGAUAUGGCAAGAGGACGGAAGUCCUUGAGUUAGGAAUGCAAGAAAUAAGAACGUACUUUAGAUUGUUUCUAUUAUCAUCAGUUCUAUUAAUGUUCAUGUUCUGUUCUAGAAUUUCUAAGAGCAAGUGUCCUUCUAUCAGACCACUUGUAUAAGCAGUGUCCCUUAGAGCUGUGUUACUGCUACCUUAUAAAUGUCGUCAAAGAUUUGUAUCAAGCUGAAGACAGCAGCAACCAUCACAAAGAGAAGGUAUAGAUAGAGAAAGUGAGUGUAGUUUACCAGAUCAUUCUUAAUUUGCUGAUUAGAUUGCGUCUUCCAUAUCAUUCUUCAUUGUGUUAACUAUACACCCAACUGUGUAUAAUGGAAAUUUCUUUAUGAUUCUUCA
Messenger RNA from Papaver somniferum (opium poppy), 1651 nucleotides. RefSeq names its product zinc carboxypeptidase-like. Bases 141 to 1421 code for a protein of 426 amino acids. The record is from RefSeq and is a predicted model, not a curated record. The transcript is spliced from 11 exons. Lineage: Eukaryota; Viridiplantae; Streptophyta; Magnoliopsida; Ranunculales; Papaveraceae. Gene Ontology annotation, molecular function: zinc ion binding; metallocarboxypeptidase activity. Gene Ontology annotation, biological process: proteolysis.